AUGAAUAGUUCUAUUCAGGCUUUACAUGCCAUACCUGAGCUGAGAAAACACAUAUCUCAAAUAAAUUGUAAUAAACCGUUACAUUUAAGUUUCAAGAAAUUGUUACAUGAGUUGGACAGUAUGACUGAUGAGACAAGUGAACAACACGACGCUCAGGAGUUUCUUAGAUAUCUCAUCAAUGGAUUACACGACGAGAUUAAUACAGUUCAGACAAAACCUAAGACACAAACAGACAAUCAAAUCAAUAGUAAUAAGGCCUGGAAUUACUAUAACAAAUAUGUGGACAACUCAUAUUUGGUCGACUUAUUUGUUGGUCAGUUCAAGUCAACCGUUAGAUCUAUGGGCGGUUGUUGUGGUAAAGGACAAGAAGAAGCACCUCAGGAACAGCCUCAAGAGGGACAGCCAGCCGAAGGAGAAGCUGCAGCGCAACCGACCGGUUCUCAACAGGGAGAGCAACCACCAGCACAACCAUUGGUUGCCCCUCAAGAAGGACCGCCUGCGGCGCCGUCGAAAUCAGGCUCUAAGGUCGCUCCGUCGGCCACGUCUGCCGCGUCGGCCGCGUCGGCGACUUCGGGUACCGGUGCGGGUUCAGUGUUCAGCAAUACAUCGCCUCAAUCGUCAUCAGCCGGUAAUUCAAUGGGCGGUUCGAAUCUCAACCAAAGGCUCUGCAUUGAAACUGGAUCUGCGACCGGAUCACAAGUGGCUAAUUCCAGUGCUGGUUCAAAGGCCGGAUCGGCUGUCGGCUCUAAAGCAGCUCCGGGAUCAGCCACAGCUGGCUCUAAGACUGGCUCCAAAGUGGGUUCACAAGCGGCACCCGUAGGUUCUGCGACUUCACCUGCUCUCCCACGAAGUGCGUCGGGUUCCAAGACAGGUGCCACUCCUGGUUCAGCUACCGGUGCAGCGGCUAGUGGUUCAAAAACUGGAGCUACUCCCGGUUCAGCUACCGGUGCAGCGGCUAGCGGUUCAAAAACUGGUGCACCGCCUGCGCCUCCCGGUUCGACAACCGCUACUUCGACGGCCGGAUCAAAGACUGGCGCCACCACUCCAUCCAAAUCGGGAUCAAAGACCACUUAA
Molecule: messenger RNA, 1074 nt
Organism: Oppia nitens
Lineage: Eukaryota; Metazoa; Arthropoda; Arachnida; Sarcoptiformes; Oppiidae
Product: apomucin-like
Exons: 4
Coding region: 1-1074 (357 amino acids)
Biological process (GO): protein deubiquitination
Molecular function (GO): cysteine-type deubiquitinase activity
Source: RefSeq, a predicted model, not a curated record